UUGUCUAUGACGAGUUUUCGUGGCCUUGCCCGCGAAGCUCUGAGGCAAACUACCACCCAGUGCCAGCGGCUGAUGUUUGACUGGGAGCCGGCCGACCCGGAUCUCAGCAGCUUCCGAGACCGGCUGUCGACAGCGAAGUCCGGCUAUUCUUUUGUGACCGAUCCCGCCAAUGGGCUGGACGAUGCAUAUCUAGAUCUAUUCAUGAGAGCAUGUACCUCUUCGAUUGAUGGUAUGCUUAAGUCGCGAGGUCAAGGCCAAAGUCUCUGGGACACUGAAGCAGCACAAGCAUAUCUCGAUGCCCACGAUGCUUCUUUGAAGACUAUCAUGGUUCUUUGCUAUCUGGAUAGUGGACAGGCCGCGAGAAUUUCCGAGCUUUUAACUAUAGAAUACUGCAAUACAGCAUCACGGCUACGAGGUAUAGGAAUAUACGGGAUGAGUUUGUUCUCAAUCACCCGGCACCAAAAAGCACGCCUUACAACGAACAAUGAGUUUCAAGUAGCACGAUUCUUUUCUCCACCAGUCGCCCGUCUACUAUUCCGCUAUCUUGUGUAUAUUCGACCUGUCGCUUACACCAUCUUACGCAAAUGUUUCCAUCACGAAUCUACAAACACUUUGUUAUUUGCUCCUAUCUCGAGAUAUUCGAGAGAUAGCUCUUGGUCGACGAAAACUUUCAGUGAAGAACUCAAGCAGAUAAGCAGGAUAGUCCCUGGCAUUCCCUGCGAGAUUGGAGUCCAGUUAUAUCGGCAGCUUUCUAUUGCUAUCACAGAAAAGCAUGUCCGUGAGGCCGCAUCUGGGUUCAACAGAUUCGAUGAUACUACAAAUACGGCUAGUGAAGAUGCUGCUUUUGCAUGGCAGAGCGGCCACAGGCCGAUGCAGAGGUAUUCCACAUACGGACUCGACGGCGCUUUCCCGGAUCGGUUACAACCAGCGCUUUUGCGAAUAUAUGCGAGAAUCUCG
Molecule: messenger RNA, 957 nt
Organism: Fusarium oxysporum Fo47
Lineage: Eukaryota; Fungi; Ascomycota; Sordariomycetes; Hypocreales; Nectriaceae
Exons: 1
Source: RefSeq, a predicted model, not a curated record